AUAAAAAAAAUAAAAAUGGAAAAGUUGGACCCGGUUGAAGCAACCCUAAGGCCUUGGGCUUGGUCCGGUUGGUAUAUAGAAGGCCCGUGUCUGAUAAGGAGAGAAGGCAAUGGCGCGAGUAUGUGCGUCUCUUACAUUCCCGCCCGCGCUCCGUUUCAAGAUUCAGUGCCACUCUCACUCGUCCUUCGUUAUCUUCCGAGUAAACUCCCUCUACUCUCAAAUUUACGGUUACCGGGGAAAGGAACAAUCGGUUACUGGCAGUGUUAGGGCUUUUGAAUCCUCUUCUGCUAAACCCAUGAGUUGGUGUGAUGGCGUUCUGGAACCACGGGUUCUCGUCGCACCCGAUCCUGGUACUGAUCGAAAUGGUCUGGGACAGAUGAUAUUGCUCCGCCAUCCCAAAUCUGGUAAUGCAACACAAUAUCUGUUUGUAAAUGGAAUACUUCUAGAACUUCAGUGGUUUAAGAACUUGUAUGGAUCUUGGUUUUUGGGAGAUUAUAUAACUGAAGAUGGUCGGCUGUAUUUAUCCACACCAAUUGAUCCCGUUUUCAUCAUGUUGCCUAUAUUCAAGGAAGCUAGAAUGAAGAAAGGGGAUGAUCUUGGGAGGUUCAGGCAAUUGGAUGAGAUCUUGUUUGUUGAUGGAUAUCCUGGAUACAUGCAGUUAAUGUCUAUUGUGGAGAACUGUAUGCAAGUAGUUUCUGAAAUCAUAGAAGUUGGAUCCUCAAAAUUCUUCAGACUUGAUGAUUCAAAGGUUCUACGUUGGCUGUGCUAUAAGGUUUGUCAGCUAAAACAGACACUACCCAAAUUGGACAAAAACUAUGCUGUUCAAUCAGAGAAAGACACAUUGAUUGAUGCAGUCUCUAUAUUAGGAGAGUAUUUGAAGGAAGAGCCUUGGUUGCAGCUUUUGUGUAACCAUCUUAAGUUAAAUAUACUUGAGGUUACUGGAAAAGCACAAGCAAAUGCUGAAGGAAAUAAUAACUCACGUUUAUGUAAUGAAUUACAGGAACAGAGUAAUGAUAAGAAGGGUACAACUGCAAAGAAAGGUAGACAAGCAAAGAAGGUAAAAUUGGAGACAGAAUCACACAACAUCAAAGACAUGUUUUCGAGGGCCUCCCGAAAGAAAAGUUAAUAAAUUAUCCCAUUCUCAUCGGUGGAAAUGGGUCAUUGUCAUAUUGUAUCAUUUUCUAGACCUGCAAGUAGUGGAUAAGCAUUGAGUCAUCUCCUGGUUUGUUCCGUCCGUUUUAUGCUAUUUUUUUUCUCUCUCUCGAGGUUUUAUUAUUAUUUAUCGGCAAAUUCAAUUUCACCUGCAGUAUAUAUCAUCUAAUUUAA
Messenger RNA from Glycine soja, 1326 nucleotides. Its product is annotated as ribonuclease H2 subunit B-like. Bases 110 to 1126 code for a protein of 338 amino acids. The record is from RefSeq and is a predicted model, not a curated record. The transcript is spliced from 11 exons. Gene Ontology annotation, biological process: ribonucleotide metabolic process; RNA catabolic process. Gene Ontology annotation, cellular component: nucleoplasm; ribonuclease H2 complex. Lineage: Eukaryota; Viridiplantae; Streptophyta; Magnoliopsida; Fabales; Fabaceae.